CUUGCCAUUAUUGGGCAAUUGUUACUUGAUAUUCCCGUGGCGUUCCCUUCGUACCUAUUGGCUAUUCUUCAUAAUAUCAUCCUGUUCGAUCAUUAUCGAUCGUCAUUUGACUGUCGAAAACGCACAAUAAUUCCUCAGUGGAACGCAUCGUUUUACCGCGUUGCUCUACGACGGCAACCAACAACCACAUACGUCUACCUCGUGCACGAUGUGUUAAAUGCCGUAUUGUUUUUCUCAAUACCAAUACUGUAAACCGACCAACCUACACUUAUAGCCGCCACCGGCCGCCGCAUACUCACCCCGGACGCCGCUCAUAUCACACACAUUCACGCACCGCACUCGAACGCUGCCUACUCGUCCAUCGACAUCAAACCGUGUAACGGUCUGCCGAAGAAAAACUGGGAGUUCAUUCGAUUUGUUGCAGUUUAAUUUACAAGCUUCAAAUCUAUUGUUGAUUUUUAUUUUACUCGGAAGUUUCUGUGAAGAGGAGAUAUAAAUAAGUCGUUAAAAUCUUUUAAGAAACUAGAAUAUAUAUUCUAGUUUUACUUCUACAUUAAUAAUCAACACCAAACACCUACAAAAAUGUCUUCUUGGCAAGAUUAUGUAGACAAACACUUAAUAGCAUCCAGAUGUGUAACUAAAGCUGCAAUAGCAGGUCACGAUGGUACCGUAUGGGCUAAAUCAGAUGGGUUCGAUGUUAGUAAAGAAGAACUCAGUAGGCUCAUUGCGGGUUUCGAGAAUCAAAGUGUAUUGGCUGCUUCUGGUGUGACGCUUUCCGGCAGUAGAUAUAUCUAUUUAUCAGGCACUGACAAAGUCAUCAGGGCCAAGUUGGGCAAAGUUGGUGCUCACUGUGUAAAAACCCAACAAGCGGUCGUCGUUUCAUUGUAUGAAGAUCCCAUUCAACCACAACAGGCUGCAUCCGUUGUUGAGAAGCUCGGUGACCAUUUGGUAGCUCAUGGAUAUUGAACGAUACGAUAAUGUCACUUAAGUGCUUUGAAAAUCAAUAAUAUUAUCUUUGAUUGGAAACUCCAGGUUAUCAGGAAUGACUAAACAGAUUUAAAAAAAAAACUAUACAGCAUGAUAUGGCAUUUAAUACACAUUAAAUUAAAAUAAUCAAACUUUCAUUACAUCUGAUAAAUUAAUGUUCAUGAUUUUGGGUCACAAACUAGGUAUAGAUUAUAAAUAUAUUUAUAUAUUAUUUUAUUUUUAUUUAUUUUUUCUUAUUGAAUAUCAAACAUAAUUAUUUCUAUGUAGCUUUUAUUGUUUUUUGAUUACUGCUAAAGUUUUUAAAUUGUUGCUUGGGAACUGUAGGUUUGUUUUUAAAAUAAUAAAUUAUUAGAUGUAAGCAAAUCUUGGACAUCUUAAUAAAACUACAUAAUUAUGAAUUAUAAUUUUUAAAUGUGUUAUAAUAUAAUUUUACACAUCUGUUUAUUUUGCAUAGUUGCCUGAAACUUAUUACCAAUAAUUAUUAAUAAUAGUCAAAAUUAGGAAAACCUGAUAAGCCAAAAAUCUUUCUUUAUACUUUUUACUAAUAUUUAUAUUUUUCCUAUAUUGUAUACAAACGAUCAAUUCUGAUCUUAUAUUCUUAUCCCUUUUAGAUGUUUUUGCUUUAUACUUGUUACGAUGUGCACAUUAUACUGUUUUAUUUAGAGAAACAGUAGUUAAUAUAUAAUAAUAUAAUUUAUACAAAUCCAUGACUCAAAUGAAAGAAUAAUAAUAAUUGUACCUAGCAGUAAUGUAUUUUGUAAUUUGUUUGAUAUUUAAUUGGCUGUGUGGUGUCUUUAUUUUAUGUUUAUUAAUUAUAUAUAUUUUUUAAUUUCUAAGCAAUAAUAAAUGUAUAGCUUUUGAUACCAAUUUACGUUCCCGUGCAAAUAAGUAAUUAUAAUAAUAAAAAUAAUUCUAUUGUAUAAUAUAUAUAUUUUUUUUUUAUUAUAACCAACCAAUAAAAAUAUUUAUACAACAUUUUA
Molecule: messenger RNA, 1967 nt
Organism: Adelges cooleyi (spruce gall adelgid)
Lineage: Eukaryota; Metazoa; Arthropoda; Insecta; Hemiptera; Adelgidae
Product: profilin-like
Exons: 3
Coding region: 583-966 (127 amino acids)
Cellular component (GO): cell cortex
Molecular function (GO): actin monomer binding
Source: RefSeq, a predicted model, not a curated record